Hibiscus syriacus is the source of this 1596-nucleotide messenger RNA. Its product is annotated as U5 small nuclear ribonucleoprotein 40 kDa protein-like. Gene Ontology annotation, molecular function: protein binding. Lineage: Eukaryota; Viridiplantae; Streptophyta; Magnoliopsida; Malvales; Malvaceae. The coding region runs from base 1 to 1581 and encodes 526 amino acids. The record is from RefSeq and is a predicted model, not a curated record. The transcript has 8 exons.
AUGGGGGAGGGCUCAAUGAUUUGGAAGAGAGUUAAAGAAGAAGAAGAAGACGCAAACAGCAUACUUGAGCAAGAAGAAGCAUUGGUGGCUUUGAUAGAGCACCGCACCAAAGAAGUCGAACAUCUUCGCCAACGCAUCUCAUAUUACCAAUCUCAGCUUGCUGAAGCAGAGAAGAGGCUGCAAGAUUCCCAAUCUAAAUUGGCUCACUUACGAGGCCGGCAUAUCUCGUCAUUGUCUAAUGCUUCUUUGGCUACUAAAAGGGUUAAGUUAGAGCAGGGAAUAGUCCCUCCCGAACGCAUAGAUGGAGAUUCUGAUAGCCUCCGAUCGAGAACUAAACUUUUAAUCCCAUCCGUAAUUCCUAAGAUUCCACAACCAAUAAAACCAGAAGGGUUAGUUGCAAAAACCAUCAUUGGUCUCGAAGAAACUGCUUCCUCUAAUAGGGAAGUGAAAGUAAAAGCUGAGGAAUCCGAGAGAAGGUCUACUGAUAUGGAGGUUGUUGAAGUUAAAGAUAGAGGGACUAAAAGGAAGUUAGAACAAAAGGAACACAAAGAAUUGAUUACCUUGGUAGAAAGCCGCUCUUCACCGACCUUAAUUGGCCCCUAUUCAAGCAAUAUAAUCCCCAGUCAACACAAAAGAAAGUUGAGAAGUCUUUCUCUGUGUCCAGUGAAUGAUCAGCUUUUCAUAACCAGUGCUUUGGAUGGAUUAGUCAACUUGUGGAAAAUUCAGGGUAGAGGGUCAUCAGCUUCUUUGCUUAGUACUACAAAUUGUGUAUCAUCGGGAGGGAGAAGAUGGCCAGAAGAUAUAGCAUGGCACCCACACAGAAACAAACUUUUUUCUGUAUACACUGCAGAUGCAGGUGAUUCUCAGAUAUCAGUACUAAAUCUUAACAAAAAGGGGAGACCCCAUGUAACUUUCUUAGAGGAUAAGCCUCACGUUAAAGGUAUCAUAAACAGCAUAGCAUUUAUGCCCUGGGAGGAUACUUGUUUUGGCACCGGCGGUAGCGAUCAUGCAGUGGUGCUUUGGAGUGAGAGAGAUGAGAAUGUAUGGAAACCAAAGACCUUACAUAGGAAUCUACAUUCUUCUGCUGUCAUGGGAGUUGCAGGAAUGCAGCAAAAGCAGAUUGUACUGUCUGCCGGGGCUGAUAAAAGAAUUAUCGGUUUUGAUGUGGUUACGGAAAGUGCAGACUUCAAGCAUCAAAUGGAAAGUAAAUGCAUGAGUGUUCUGCCAAAUCCUUGUGACUUCAAUCUAUUCAUGGUCCAAACCGGGGUCCAUGAAAGGCAGAUCCGGCUGUACGAUGUUAGAUCGAUGUAUGCCGAACUGCAUUCGUUUGGGUGGAAGCAAGACAGCAGUGAAUCUCAUUCGGCUCUUAUAAAUCAAGCUUGGUCUCCUGAUGGUUUGUACCUCUCAUCGGGUUCGGCUGACCCCGUGAUACACAUUUUCGAUAUUAGGUAUAAUGCGUGCAGGCCAUCGCAGUCGAUCCGAGCUCACCAGAAACGAGUGUUUAAAGCUGUAUGGCACAACUCUUUACCGCUUCUCAUUUCUAUAUCUUCUGAUCUUCAAAUUGGACUGCACAAAGAGUAGGAAGAUCAUCGUUUA